Molecule: messenger RNA, 1245 nt
Organism: Penicillium subrubescens
Lineage: Eukaryota; Fungi; Ascomycota; Eurotiomycetes; Eurotiales; Aspergillaceae
Exons: 3
Coding region: 1-1245 (414 amino acids)
Source: RefSeq, a predicted model, not a curated record
AUGCAACUCCCUCCGCUCGCCGUAAUGGCGACCUGGCCUACGCCAAACUAUGUCGACCCUCCGACUCGCGGUCACGGCGUUUUAAUCGUAAACGUUGUCUGUAUCUCGCUAGCAUUCUUGGUGGUCAUGCUCCGUCUAUAUACUCGAUUGCGGAUCACAUGCAGCGCCGGUGUCGACGACGUUCUCAUCGUAAUCGGUCUUGCUUUUGCCAUUGCCAUGGUGGCAGUGACAUCGCUGGCUUCGGAGAAUUGGGGAUGGAAUCGCCAUAUUUGGGACGUGCCAGAAACGUGGCUAUCGACUGUGCAAAAACUCAACAUCGUCUUCCAAAUCAUGUUCUCUUGGUCGUCGAGUAUCACCAAGAUCUCGCUACUGUGGUUCUGCCGUCGGCUCCUCGGGGCUGGAAAGGGGAAUUUCAAAUGGUUUAACUGGGCUUUCAUUGGUUCGAUGAUCUUUGUUGGAUUGUCUUGCCUGAUGUUCACUUUCAUCAGUAUCUUUCAGUGCUCACCUAUCAAAGCGUACUGGGAUGUCAGCCCUGAAUACCCAUAUAAAUGCCUGGAUGGAGGAAGCAUCGUCUUCUCUGCCAGUGUCAUCAACAUCUUCACCGAUUUCCUGGUCACAGCCCUGCCUAUGCCAUUGAUCUGGAGUCUCAAACUACCCGCCCGCCAACGUCUUGCCGUCAUCUCCAUCUUCGGUCUGGGAAUUAUUGUCAACGUUGCCGGCUCCGUUCGCACCGUGUAUGUUUGGAAGAGCAUGGUCACCGGCUACGAUACGACCUGGCUCGGCUGGCCAGUUCUCAUUGCUGCAGCGGUGGAAAUCAACCUCGGCCUGAUCUGCUCCUCCGCCCCAGCCCUCCGCCCCCUCAUCGCAACAUUCCUCCCCCGUCUCCUCAACUCCACCCGCAACAUCAACUACUCCUACAACCAACGCAGUCGAUCCCAAAAACUCUUCUCCUCAACCGGCCGCUCACGACACUCCCACAUGCCGGCGACGCAAAACUCCCGAAAAGGCGACUACGAAAGCGACCGCUUUGAAAUCAUGCGCACCGUCGAAAUGGAGACUUGGACCGAGUCCCGGCUCGCGCAUCAUGAUUCAAUUGGUCAUACGUAUGAUAUUGGUACUCAGAACCGUGCUCACUCGCCGGAGAGUAUUGAGAUGAAGCAUGGUCCUGUGGUGUUCUCGUCUGCGGCUAGUGAGAAGUCGUCUAGUUCGUUGACGAGGGAUGAGGCGUUUUAUGGACGGCGAUGA